Molecule: messenger RNA, 1321 nt
Organism: Medicago truncatula (barrel medic)
Lineage: Eukaryota; Viridiplantae; Streptophyta; Magnoliopsida; Fabales; Fabaceae
Exons: 6
Coding region: 88-1152 (354 amino acids)
Cellular component (GO): chloroplast
Source: RefSeq, a predicted model, not a curated record
GAAAAAAAAAACACACUUCAUUGCUGUGAGCAAAGGGUUUUAGGAGCAGAAAUCAUAUCCAUCCUUGAACCCUAAACUGAUGUGACGAUGGAACUUCAAGCUCUUUGUUGCGCUCUUCCCUCUCAACCACUUCAAUUCUCCAAACUUCGUUCACAAGCAUUUGGAACUCAAGCUCUAUUCAGAUAUCAGAAACAGAAAUUUGGGUUCGAAAAAUCAUCGAAAUCAUUCAAACAGGUGAUUAAAGAACCUUCACUUUUGGGAUUGAACAAAUUUCAAAGGACUCUUAUACAUGCUUCUGAUUCCACCGUAAAUGGUGCAUUGGAAGUUGAACUGAAACAAAGUUCCAGUGUUCCUGUUAAUGUGGGUUAUAGUGGGUUGGAACCAUUUCAUGGUAAAUCAGGUUCUGUCUCUUUUUAUGGGUUGACACACCAAUCUGUAGAAGAAGGGAAGUUGGUAUCUGCUCCGUUCAAACAAGAGGAGAGCUCUUACUUAUGGGUUUUGGCUCCUGUUGCAUUCAUAUCAUCUUUGAUUCUGCCACAGUUCUUCGUUGGCACUGUUGUUGCGGCUUUCUUUAAUGAUUUGAUUUUAAAAGAUAUUGUGACUUCAUUCUCUUCCGAGGCACUGUUCUAUGUCGGACUUGCAACAUUUUUGCAGGUGGCUGAUCGUGUCCAGAGGCCAUAUUUACAGUACAGCUCUAAAAGAUGGGGUCUCAUCACUGGCCUCAAAGGAUAUAUAACCUCUGCUUUCCUCACAACGGGUUUGAAAAUUGCCGUUCCUCUUCUUCUAUUGUAUGUGACCUGGUCGGUGGUUCGCAUGGCGGCGGUUGUUGCUAUAGCUCCCUUUUUAGUUGGCUGUGCUGCUCAAUUUGCAUUUGAGAGACAUUUGGACAGACGUGGGUCAUCGUGCUGGCCUCUAGUCCCUAUUAUAUUUGAGGUAUACAGAUUGUAUCAGCUAACAAAAGCAGCCAAUUUUUCCGAGAAGUUGAUGUACUCUAUGAAGGGGCUACCUGCGUCACCUGAAGUACUAGAACGGAGUGGAGCUUUGUUUGGAAUGAUGGUGAUUUUCCAGUUACUGGGUAUUGUAUGCAUUUGGUCAUUGAUGACGUUUCUCUUGAGGCUAUUCCCUUCUAGGCCAGUAGCAGAAAAUUACUGAGUUUUGUAUGGAAUUGAGAAGAGUGUUGUACAUAUUCGGAGUGGAUAACAUUUAUAAGGCAAUUAACUUCAAUGUAGGCUUUUCAUUAAAGAAGCUGUAUCACUGUUAUUCAUUUAUGUUUUAAUUUCAGUAUCAUCAAUUGCUAACAAAAUGAACAAUGUCUUUCAAA